This is a messenger RNA of Suillus subalutaceus, 597 nucleotides long. RefSeq lists its product as uncharacterized. NCBI's taxonomy places the organism in Eukaryota, Fungi, Basidiomycota, Agaricomycetes, Boletales, Suillaceae. The transcript is spliced from 2 exons. The record is from RefSeq and is a predicted model, not a curated record. The annotation marks the transcript as partial.
UUCUUGGAGGAAUUCCUUCGUCUGGAGGGUCGGGGCGACUAUUCACAAGAGAUGUGUGUUUGCGGUGAGGAAGCUGCGAUAUAUCGUUGUCAGGAUUGUCACGGUACUGAGUUGUUCUGUCAUCUGUGUAUGGUCCGUGUUCAUGAAAGACAGCCAUUUCACAAAAUGGAGUGUUGGGACAGCAUCUCAUUCCACGGCAUUACCUCAAAGUCCAUGGGGAUCCGUUUGCAACUUGGACACACCUCUGGUGUUUGUUGCAACAACCCACUCUCGGCUUUCAACGACAACUUCAUUAUCAUCGACUACAAUGGUAUCUAUGAAGUGGGGCUAGACUUCUGCGGAUGCGCUUCUGCUCAGCCACACAUCACUCAACUACUAUGUGUUCGUCUCUUUCCUGCAACAACUGUUGAUCCCAAAACAGCCGCGACAUUUCGGUCACUCGAAUACUUUCAAAUGCUAUCUUUCAAGUCCAAAGUUUCCGCAUACAAAUUUUACAAAACAGCUGCCCGUUUGACAGACAAUACAGGAAUUCAUGUACCAAAGGUAUGUGCUAAUGUUAAUUCUAGUUCUCUUUCGACCUGUCAUCUUACAUCCUAG